This is a messenger RNA of Metarhizium brunneum ARSEF 3297, 312 nucleotides long. The record is from RefSeq and is a predicted model, not a curated record. NCBI's taxonomy places the organism in Eukaryota, Fungi, Ascomycota, Sordariomycetes, Hypocreales, Clavicipitaceae.
AUGUCUGGCUCCAGACCAAGGCAUAACAUUGAUCGGUUCCUCGAGGAGGAGGAAUUGGCCGACAGGAUGUUGAAAGUCGCGGGUUCCACGCAAGACACGUCCACGGCAAAAGUCGCAGAGGACGCCCCAGCACAUCAGGCAGAGGACAAAACGGGCAAAGGGAAGACCGACGGUGAUUGGGUGGAUGUGCAAGCACCCGGCGCUUCAGGAGGGACAGCUGCGGAAGGGUCGUGGGUCGACGUGGGAUCAACCAAGAAGGUCGAGAAUCAGGAAGGGGGAACGGCUUCGGUUCAUGAGACGAAAAAACCGUGA